Molecule: messenger RNA, 1524 nt
Organism: Oikopleura dioica
Lineage: Eukaryota; Metazoa; Chordata; Appendicularia; Copelata; Oikopleuridae
Source: the annotation of a GenBank genome assembly
AUGAAGCUGCUCGCUCAAUUUCUUGUCGCCUUCGAAGGAGUCGACGCCGGCUACUUUCAGCAGUACCAGCAGCUCGACAACGCCGGAAGAGAAGCUCGACGAGUUCUCUGCGACGCCAAAGUUGACGAGACCCAGACCGAGUUUCCCGUCGAGAACGGAUCCUGGGUCUGCCCCGGCUACGGAAAGCUGCGAUCCAAGGUCAAGUGCCACCCAAUUUGCGACAGCGGAUUCCUCCCCGACUGGACUGAGCACUCCAUCUCCAAGCCAAAAAAGGACGGCGUCCGAUUCCUCGCUCGAUGUGGUGACCCAGCCACUGUAGCAAGAAAGAAUCUCCCAGCAGGAACAACCUUGAGUUGCAGCCCAAAACCAGCUCAUCCAUGCAUCGCCGCGGCCGCCAACGCUAGCAUCCAAGACGGUUCCCUGCAGUUGGUCGAAACAAUCAACAAGAAGCGAUCCACCUACUCCGUCACAUGCGACGAUGCCAGUGUCAACGGAAACGUUCGCUGCGUCGAGGGCGCGUUCAGACCGCCUUUCUGGAACAAAGACGACUGGACGAAUUCGUGCGCCGGAAAAACCGCUUGCUCUGUCUACGAUCCCUGCGACGGCCUCGCCGAGUGCACCAGCAUCAUCAGCGGCUGUGGCUUCACCGCCUUCCGUAACAACCAAGUGACAACAGUUCCAGCUGCAAAGAACUACAGACAAAUCGAGUUCACCGAAAACAUUGAAUACACCGUCACCAUCGAUGGCACUGACAUCUACACCGGCACCUAUCCCCUGGCCAAUCUCUACAACUCUGGCGACCUCGAAGUUUGGGCCGCUGGCAACACUUACGACGCUGGUACUGCCUUCGCUGUCCGAAACUUCUCCUACCAAACAUUCGCUGAAGUCGCGAUGACUACAACAACAACAACUACCACCACUACGACUACGACAACCACAACAACUACAACCACCACCGAAGACCCAUGCCUUGCCAACGAUCCCUGCGACGGCGAAGCUGACUGCACCAGAAUCAUCAACAACUGCGGCAUCAACCCCUUCCGAAACAAUCAAAUAACAACAGUUACAGCACCCAAAAACUACAGGUUCUCCGCUGAUGUUCAGUGCGGAAGCCAAACCUCAUCCAGCUGGCUCAACAUCUUCCACGUAACCUCGGGUCCCAAUAAAGGAGGAAAGGGCGACCGAACCUUUGCUCUCUUCCGUUACCCCAAUGAGAACAAGUACUACUUUGGCGUCAACGAUCCCACUGGCUCCCAAUACGAGCGAAGCUUCGAUGAACCAUGCACCGUCGGAGAAUGGACCAACUUCGCCGUCGAAUAUAGACAAAUUGAAUUCACCGAAGACAUCAUAUUCACCGUCUCCAUCGAUGGCGCUUACAUCCACACUGGCAGGUAUCCCUUGGCCGAUCUCUUCUCUGGAGACCUCGAGGUUUGGGUUGCCGGCAACACUUACGACGCUGGCACUGCUUUCUCUGUCAAAAACUUUGCCUUCACAACGUCUGCUGAUGUUGCCACUAGCUCUUAA